This is a messenger RNA of Pungitius pungitius (ninespine stickleback), 2553 nucleotides long. It is a transcript of the gene rinl, whose product is annotated as Ras and Rab interactor-like. Gene Ontology annotation, cellular component: endocytic vesicle; cytosol. Bases 331 to 2553 code for a protein of 740 amino acids. Gene Ontology annotation, biological process: vesicle-mediated transport. Gene Ontology annotation, molecular function: small GTPase binding; guanyl-nucleotide exchange factor activity. Lineage: Eukaryota; Metazoa; Chordata; Actinopteri; Perciformes; Gasterosteidae. The transcript is spliced from 11 exons. The record is from RefSeq and is a predicted model, not a curated record.
UCCGCACAUACCUCUCGGGGACGCGUGUCCGAGGAGCGCGCGAGCUUCCCCUUUUGGCCCCGCGUCGGGUCCUUAAGCAACGUCUUGCAGAGAAAACGAAGAUUUGAGAACCAUUGCGACAUUCGGGUGAAUGUGCCAACAGCCUGAGGAAGGGGGGGUGGGGGAGACGACGCGUGCACGCGCGGGGCCGGACCGACACACGCGUGAGUAACUGCGACGCGCUUCCACUCCAAGACUGCGUGUUACUGUUCAACGUGAACGUAAAAAAAAAAAAAAAAAACACGUCACCCGUCGUAAGGCGUCAGCAGCCCCCCCCCCCCCCCGGAGUGAAUGCAGACAGUGGCACAUAAACGUGGCCGCAUGUGCGCGUCCAGGACGGUCCUUGGUGCGGUCAACGGGACCACGGCCGUCCCGUGGAGGAGCAGCCGGAGGCGGCUGUCGCUGCUGCAGCAGCUGAGGGGCUGUCGGGGGGCCUGGGGCCCGGGGCCCCCGUGGGACAGAGAGCGGGCCCACGCCGCGAUCUGUGGGACACCUGCUGGGAGUUUCCUGGUUGUGCGUGACUCCGGGGCGUCCGAGGCCGACCUGCUGUGUGUGUCCGCUGGAGGAGAGAAUGGAGCCGUGGUUGAUUAUCGUAUCAAAAGCACAGGCACAGACUUCCAGCUGUCUGAGUCUCGUCUGUCCUUCUCCGACUUGGCUCAGCUGGUGCUCUUCUACUCUCUGACCAGGGAUGUGUUGUCCGUCUGUCUGUCCAUUCCUCGCUGGAUCUACGGCGUGACGGAGAACGCCAAAGAGCUGCUCUCCGAACUCGAACCCGACACUUGGCUCCGCACCCCGACCGACCGGCAGGCCGAUGAAAUGACCCAGGAGGAGGCCAACGUCAUGUGCUCCAUACAGCUGACAUCAGCCAACGGGGCCUUGUGCAUCAUCAACCCGCUCUACCUCCACGAGCACGGCGAUGACUGGCUGGCGCACCAAGCAGCCUCGCCGCCGUCGUCGGGCUACAGACGGGAGCGGCGCCUCAGCAGCAGCAGGGCGUGGGCGGGCUCGGGGCUGCACAGCAAGCGGACCAUCUCGUUGGACGAGGAGCCCGCCGGCGGCGGCGCCGACAUCUCCGGCCUCACCAGAGCCAUGUCGGCCGACUCCCCACACUGCCCGCCGGCCGCCGCCACGCCGGCCGCCGCCACGCCACCUGCUCCGGACGCGGUGGUUCUCCGGAGGCCCAGCAGGGAUUCGGUCUCCAGCUCCCUCUCCAGAGCGAGCUCGGGGAGCCUCCCGCCGCCUUCUCCGUCCACCCCGUCCACUCCCUCCACCCCCGGGGGUUCGGGCGCGGCGGUGCCUCCGUCCCUCCACCGGGUCUCCUGGAUCGAGGAGGGGGUCUGGCUGCCGCCGCCCAGGCCCUCCUCUCUGCUCCAGCCGCCGUCGCUGGAGCUCGACUCGCUGUCGCUCAGCAGCAUCGAGGAAGACCACGAGGCCCAAAGGGCGAGCCCCACCCUGCACCACCCGAGCCCGCAGAGGCUGGCCAACAAGGUCAUCCACCGCCUCUCGGCGGUGGGCCAGGCGCUCGGCGGGCUGGUCAGCCAGAAGAAGAGGCUGCUUCGUCGCGUGCAGGAGCUGAGCGAGCGGAGGGGCGCGGCGUUCGCCGAGGCGGUGAAAGGAUUCGUGGAGAUGACCCUGAAGAAAGGGGCCGAUCCCGGCGGGGUCACGGGGUCGGAGUUCUUGCAGGAAGUGAGGUCGUCGCUGUCGUCCCUGAAGGAGACCCUGAUGGACUACCAAGACAUCCAGGCGUUGUUGGACAGCAUCACUGACAUGACUGACUUAGAGAUAGACUCCCUGGUGGAGCUCUCCCUUCACAAGGUGGCUCUGAAGCCCGUCUCCGAGCACCUCUACUCCUGCAUUCAAAUUUCCCGAGUCAACGACCGCAGCCUGGAGCGUCUCCAGAGCAACCUGCCCGUGCUGGAGAAGAACGGCGUGGAGGAGCUCGGGGGGUCGGCGGGGGUCGGCGUUCCCGACGCCGCGACCCUGGAGCGGAUCCAGCAGCGGUGGACCAGCAUGCACGAGGCCUACUCCCCAAACAAGAAGGUCCAUAUCCUUCUCAAAGUCUGCAAGACCAUCUAUCACAGCAUGAGUGCUAAUGCUAGCUCAGGUAAAGUGUUCGGAGCGGAUGAUUUCCUGCCCUGCCUCACGUGGGUGCUGCUCCGCAGUGACGUGGUCACCUUGCACCUGGACACAGACUACAUGAUGGAGCUGCUGGACCCCACACAGCUGCAGGGAGAAGGAGGCUACUACCUGACGACGCUGUACGCCUCGCUCUACUACAUCGGCAGCUUCCGGCCGCGGCUGGCCGCCCGCCAGCUGAGCGUCGAGGCCCAGCAGUCCCUCAACCAGUGGCACCGCCGGCGAACCCUGCACUGCAACCAGUCGCGACGCAGCAAGAACCGACGGACCAUCCGCAGGCAGCCGCGCCGGGACGGGGGGGCGCAGGGCCCCGAGGCGGACGCCGGGAGCGGGGAGGAGGGCGCGGGCGGGGGCGGGGGCGGGGGCGAGGACUGGUAG